Gaeumannomyces tritici R3-111a-1 is the source of this 1701-nucleotide messenger RNA. RefSeq lists its product as hypothetical. The coding region runs from base 88 to 1455 and encodes 455 amino acids. The record is from RefSeq and is a predicted model, not a curated record. The transcript has 3 exons. NCBI's taxonomy places the organism in Eukaryota, Fungi, Ascomycota, Sordariomycetes, Magnaporthales, Magnaporthaceae.
CGCUGCAGUCGUCAGAGUUGUUCUGCCCGGCAGCUUCUGAGCCUUUCACAUCACCCAAGUCGGUUCGACGAUUCGAAACGCACAGCAAUGGCCGUGUCAAAGUCCUUUUUGGCCACCCUGGCUCUCGCCGGCUGGGCCUCCUCGAUCAAUGCCCAGCAGUUCGUGAUGGGCAAGCAGUCCUACGAUUCCAUGGGGCUUAGCGCCCAAUGUACCAAAGUCCUAAACACGGAGCUCGCGCAUUGCAGCUCCGAGCUCUUUUGGCGGACGGAUCGCACGAUCGAUAACGUGGUUGAGGUCCUUGGGCGCUCCCAGCUCGACGACAUCUGCGUGCCGCAGUGUCGCGAGGAGCUGUCGGCCUUGCGGGAAAAGAUCCUGCAGACCUGCACUGCUCCCGAGGAUGUGAUGCGAGACUCGGGCCUCGAGUUUCCUCCGAUCUACUUUGCCGACAAGUUCGCGUAUACCUUUGACGUCAACUGCUACAAGCACAAGACCACCGGUCGGUUUUGCGACGAGGUGUACGCCGAGUGGAGAGAGGACAAGAGCAAGUUCGAUCAGUGCGACGACUGUUACCUUGGACCGAUGGCCAUACAGCUUGCGUCCCCGAUCGGGGUUUCUGCCCACCGCGCCGCCGCCUUCAACAGCACUACCGAGGCCUGCAAGGACACCAGCUAUCAGUUCACCACGGCUAUGCCCUAUGCCAGGCCAGCUUCCACCACAACAGUCUCGUCGCAGGAAACCUCGCCCCGGCCCUGUGAACGGUCAUACGUGGUGAAGAAGGGAGACACGUGCAACAGCAUCGCCCUGUCGCAAAACACGUCCACCUUCGGCUUCAUCCAGGCCAACAGUAUCGGCAUCGACUGCGCUGGGAUGCCAAAGGAGGGCACCAAGCUGUGUCUUGACACACCUUGCGAUACCUACAUAAUCCAAGCCGGAGACCAGUGCCACGCCAUCGCCGACAAGUUCGGAAUCAAAUCGGCGCAGUUCAAAGCCAUGAACCCCAUGCUAGACUCAACCUGCUCCAACAUCAAGCGCUGGGAGGGAUACGUUGCCUGCGUCGGCCCCGCCAGUCUCGUCCCCCGGCAGGCGCCGGCAGAGCCGAUGCCCACUACUCCGCUAAAGCCUCUCGCGCCCGGUUCCAGCUCCAAGUGCACCAUGUUCGUCAACGGGCGAGCAGCCACGGAUCCGGACCUCAUCGCCAUCGCAGACGGCUUCAUGCCGCAAUGGUUGGAGCCUGCGCACAUUCGGUUCCUGAACAAGUGCAAUGCCAUAGCCGAGUACAAUGGGGUCUACACGGGCGACUUCCUGGAGAUGAACCCCAGUCUUUUGGAGAGCCGGGCGAAGGGCAGAAAGUGCGUCCUGGAGGAGGCGUACAGCUACUGCCUCGCCGAGGAGGGUGGGCCGGUGCCGAAGCUUCCGGAGGGGUGGAACAAAGCUUGGGGACUGCGCUGGGGCUGAUUGAUGCCAUAUUUCUUUGUGUGUGCUGAGACAUUCAGUUUUCGUUGGACUACGUGACUGUCAUGACGGUGGGCAAGCAGGUAGGUAGGUAAUCAGUAGCCUACCUCGUAGUGGAAGUCAGCUCGAACGCCAAAAUUUAGUCGGCACAUACAUACAGACUUCACUCACAUGCGCACACGGAGACCAAAUUUUCUCUCAAGCUGUCCCAUAAUCCCCCAAAUCCUUUGCAAAAUCUUUCACCUGCCA